This is a messenger RNA of Rhodofomes roseus, 1254 nucleotides long. RefSeq lists its product as uncharacterized. The record is from RefSeq and is a predicted model, not a curated record. Lineage: Eukaryota; Fungi; Basidiomycota; Agaricomycetes; Polyporales; Fomitopsidaceae. The coding region runs from base 228 to 890 and encodes 220 amino acids. The transcript has 5 exons.
CUUGGUGUUGGAUAUAUCUGGGCAGGAUCACGUGUAGUGCGAAACAGGGUCGGCAAGCUGGAAGCGAACAUAGCUCUACUACAUCGCUUCGACCCCCGCUGGCCGACGUCCGCAUCUCCUACGAGCUAGUCUCUUUUGCACAGGUCAGGUCACACUGGACAGCCUGACCAACUCUAUCACGUCUCGCUAGCUUCAGGUUUGGAGCUGUUCCGGCACGGGACCGUAGUAUGAACAAGCUCAAGAAACCUGACCAUGAAACGGCACGGGAUGGACGAAGCACACCUACAGCCAAUGUGCCGAAUAACGCACAAGUCGCUUCCUCCUCCAGAGCCCAGAGUCGUACCAUGAUGUACGCACAAUCCGCCUUGGUACCCGCCUCAGGUUCCUACAGGUCGCAAGCUACGACCUCGGUCAAGACAGCCUUGAAUUUCCCGCCAAGUGUGAAACCCACCACCACCGCGGAACGGUACUGGGCCGCACGCGCGCUGACAGCAGAGACUCUGCUCUCUGCACGCGUUGAUCACCAAGGCGAGCUGCUGGCGUUGAGCACUGCGGAGGAAGAGAAGCGCGCGCGCGAAAUUGCCCUUCUGCAGCGGCGGCAUGAGGAACGUUAUAUGAGACUGGAAUUGCUUGUGGUCUUCCUCGUGUGUUGCCUUGUUGCGACCGUCGCCGCAAUCGUACAUUCGCAUUCUUCCUUGCACCAUCACACAGCCACCGGAUGGUCCAUACCCACGCACUUCACGAUACCCAUCCUCUCUCCAUUCACAUCGGUGGUUGAACAUGAGACGUCGACGCUCAACACGAGACUAGUCACUGCGUCAGCAGCGAUCCUUGCCGUGCUUGCGUAUGCUUGUUUUCGCUACUGGAUGAUCCACGGGCACAAGCGAUGAGAGUAUGGGAUGAAGCAAGACGCUGCGAAAUGACCGCAGUCGGAUAGUAACAUUCCUUCGCCGUCCGCCUUGCCUCCCGUCGGACCUUUCAUUACGAGAAGUCCGUGCUUCGAGUAUACAUGGAAGUCCUGCCUCUAUAGACUCCUCAGCGACUCCUCAAUGCGAUCGUUCCGCUCCACUGGGUCGAAGGGUGAGCGUGGCAGCGAUUAGAACCACGCAAAGUCAAGUACAUAUGAUCAGACUUGGAGAUGCAGCCAACCUAUGCCAAACCGACUUGAAUGUCGCGACUCGCCUCGCUCAGCUCCCUCUCACCGGUAUUUGCUAACGACGAGUACAACCGACAGUCUUCUCCACACCAAUGCGC